Molecule: messenger RNA, 4720 nt
Organism: Cololabis saira (Pacific saury)
Lineage: Eukaryota; Metazoa; Chordata; Actinopteri; Beloniformes; Belonidae
Gene: opn4xb
Product: opsin 4xb
Exons: 9
Coding region: 851-2515 (554 amino acids)
Biological process (GO): visual perception; G protein-coupled receptor signaling pathway
Cellular component (GO): membrane
Molecular function (GO): G protein-coupled receptor activity
Source: RefSeq, a predicted model, not a curated record
AGUGAGAGAGAUGCACACAGAGAGAAAGAUGAGAGGAUAGGAGUCGCUGGUUCACAACAUAACCAGAGACAAGCCUUAAACUAAACAGCUGGUGUGAUGGGCGAAGAUGCUGCAGGCAGAUGCUCGAUGGACUGACAGAGUCAGUCUCAUUUGAACGAGUCUGGGAUUUAAUGUGCAAGAGGACAUUAUCAUCGCAACUCUUUAAGUACCAGAGAGGAAAUAUUUGAGGACUACAGGUGGAAAACCAUGUGAACUGAAGAACAAAGGAGAUUAACAGAGCGGAUGUGCAGAUGCUGCACAUUUGGACGACAUGUGGACAUCAUUUUACAUCUAAAACUACUGGACAGUGAAGUGAAAGCAUCAACCAUUACCAUUAACGAUUCCGGAAUCUCAGCAUAUAAUUUUGUGAUGAUCAUUUUUACAGCUUUUCUCCGGAAUUGAAUGAAUUGCAUGACAUUCAUUUAGCAAAUCAUUUUAUCCAAAGUCAUUUUAAGUAUUUAAGGUGCAAUGUUGGGUUUCGCAUCUUGCUUACUGAUACUUAGAAAAUGUGACGAGUUGGGGAUCAGACCAGAAACCUUCCAAAUGAAAGACUCCACCUCCAGACCCACAUUCAUCUAUUCCAACUGUAUCAAUGGAUUAAAAUAGGAAGGAGAAGGGUUGCUUAAAAAAAAACCAUCCAGAGUGAAACUUCAAGCAAGACCUGGACAUUUGGAUACUGUAUAUGACCACCGUAUCUUUUGGUCAAAUGUUCCAACUAUGGAGGCUCAACACUGUCAAAAGGAAGUGGAUUAUCAGCUGGUGAAAGCGUUAGAUCCUGCCGGGUUGGAAGUCCUGCUGAGGUGUUUGAAUCAUGUGGUCCACUGAGAGCAUGGAGCCAGAAAAAGCACACACACAGAGCAGCAUGUUCCACAAGGUUGAUGUGCCCGACCAUGCUCACUACAUUGUUGCUGUGUUUGUCUUUGUUAUUGGGGCACUAGGCAUCACUGGGAACAUCUUGGUUAUAUUUGCCUUCUAUAGCAAUAAGAAGCUUCGCAACCUGCCUAAUUACUUCAUCGUGAACCUGGCGGUCAGUGAUUUCCUCAUGGCAUUUACACAGUCCCCUAUCUUUUUCAUCAACUGCCUCUACAAGGAAUGGGUGUUUGGAGAGAUGGGGUGUAAGAUGUACGCCUUCUGUGGUGCCCUGUUCGGAAUUUCUUCCAUGAUAAACCUACUGGCCAUCUCCAUUGAACGCUAUCUGGUCAUCACCAAGCCCUUGCAGACCAUACACUGGAGCUCCAAACGAAAAACUACUCUCACCAUCCUCGUGGUCUGGCUCUAUUCUUUGGCUUGGAGUCUGGCUCCUCUGCUUGGCUGGAGCUCCUAUAUCCCCGAGGGUUUGAUGACAUCUUGUACAUGGGAUUAUGUUACGUACACUCCGGCCAACAGGAGCUACACGAUGAUGCUGUGCUGUUUUGUCUUCUUUAUUCCGCUGGGAAUCAUCUCUUACUGCUAUCUUCGAAUGUUCUUGUCGAUAAGAAAGACUAGCAGGGAGGUAGAACGUCUAGGGACUCAAGUAAGAAAGUCCACUCUCAUCCAACAGAAGUCCAUCAGGAGUGAGUGGAAACUGGCAAAGAUCGCUUUUAUUGUCAUCGUAGUCUACGUCCUCUCUUGGUCACCGUAUGCAUGUGUUACACUGAUCUCCUGGGCUGGUCAUGCCAACAUCUUGUCACCGUACUCCAAGGCUGUCCCUGCGGUCAUAGCUAAAGCCUCCACUAUCUACAAUCCUAUCAUCUACGCUAUCAUACACAACAAAUACCGGAUGACUCUGGCGGAGAAAUUUCCCUGCCUGAGGUUCCUGUCUCCCACUCCUCGAAAGGAAUGUAUCUCCUACUCCAUCAGUGACUCCUCUCUCAGAGACUCCAUCAUCAGUAGGCAGUCAACGGCUUCCAGGACGCACUUCAUUAAUGCUUCCUCAAACCGCUUUGAUAUGGUAUUGAAGGAUGUGGAAAUGAAAUCCCAUGGUGGGAAAUCAAGCGAUUCCUUCAGAAGCAUGUCAUACAGUCAUACAAUCAGAGGCAGGUCUUAUAAGAAACAAUCUGAGCGGAAGACGAUCAAGACCCACACAUCAGAGAAGCAUCCUUCAACAACAAUGGACCCACAGAGCAACCGUGACCAUGAACUGGUGUCCAGCUCUCUGACCAUCGCCACUCUCCCUCUGCUGGUUCUCACCAGGAACCGCAACAAGGGCAUGACCAAUGAGAAUCCAGACGACGAAAGAUGCGACACCAGUGACAGGCUGAACAGUCACAAAAGUGACUCUCCAGAUUCCCUGAAUUUUGGAAAUUUGGCAUCCACUGAUGCCAGAACAUCUCAGAGCAUACCACGCAUAAUUGUCAUCAGCCCCACCGCUGAGGGCAGCCUCAUCAGCCAGGACGGCGUCUGCGUAGAGGACAGCAUUGAGGCUAUGGAGAACAAUGUCUUUGUUAGUCUAAAUUUCUCAUCAGAAGUCUUUGAGGCGGUGGAACUACUCUCUUGACACAGUGGACUUCGAACCAAAAGAAGCUUUACUUAAUUUCAGAGACGCAAGACACACGGCAUGGUCUCCUGACUCAUCCUGAAAGUUUUGUCUCUCUGUUGCUUAGGCAACCAAAGAGCAGAGGAAAAACUGGUAUGAUGAAUGAAACUACAUAUAUACAUUCUGGCAUGAAGUGUGCAGUGUUUGUACCCUAAGGGGCAUCGUGGGAUGCUGCAUGCUUAUACUGGAGCCCUCAGAAAUCCCAGUUCCAACCGUAUGUUUCUUAUAACUUGGGUCUCAGUCUUGAGUUUACCAAUUCAAUUAAAAGUUCAGUUGAAAUAAUCCAACUUCGGGCAAGUUAAAGCCCUAUUUUGGGUUUUCUGCCAGAGACUGAAGAAGGGACUUUGCAUCUGUAACCACACCUCUGUGGUUUGUGUUGAUUACUAUUUAACUGUACCUUUACUGAAACUACACUUCCUCUGCUACUUCUCUCGGUUCUGCCACAGCAGAUCCUCUUUCAUUCAUCUUGGCAUGUCUUCUGCAUCUCCCCUUGUCACGCCAACAAAUGUUUAACUCACAACAUGUCAGCACAUCAGGUAAAGGAAGCACACAAACUAAAAGACAAAAAAACAAACAAACUGAUUUUUGUCCCUUUUGAAUCCUUUUAUCACAAACAAUUCAAUGAACCAAAGCAAUAACAUUAAGUUGUGAGGAUGUGUGUAAAUUAAUUUCUUGUCUUGUAAUUGUAGACCAUUUGGGAAUUAUAGACAUCUCCAACUGUUCAUUGGCAGCAAGGGGGAGGGGUAAUAAAAGCUAAGGCUGUUUACGCUGGUCAAAGACUGAGGCAGGGUUGAAUGUGCCUCACGCAGCAAGAACAUGUCCUCUGUGUUGACUUGUGUUGUCACUGUUAAGACACUUCAUCGUUUUCAUCAGUCUUAGAAUAUAAACAUACAGAAUUAUAGACAUCUCCAUACAGGAUUUUUGUUUGUUUUUUACAGCCCUUUAUAACAUGCAUAACCAUACUGCAAACAAAUACUGGAACAUUUUACCAACCCUGAACUACACAUUUGAAGUAAAGCUCAUCCAUUUGGCCCUUGAAAGUGUUGGCGGAGUGUAGAAUACUCUUUUUGUUAUACUGCUUUAAUUAUUACUUCAAAGUCAAUAAAUUAAACAAGUUAAACAAAUAAUGAUUUGUUAUUUUGAAAUGGGGAGCACUGUUUACAUGGAGACCACAUUGUGACCUUUUGACAUCAUCAUUUGUCAUCCUAUUUAAAAUCUAAUUUGUGUAUGGCUUUUUUUAGAUUAUGUAUCACCAACAGACUAUGGCUGCUUACCCAGUGAUUUCCAGCACUUGUAAAAAGAAAGUUACUAUUAUUUUUUGUAUAUGUCAAUCGGGCAUGUUCUAACGUCAAAAAAAAAAAAUAUAUAUAUAUGGACAACUGUUGAGCAGAAAGUUCAUGCUUCCUGAGCCUUUGGGAAACAAUGGAGCAAAAUAUGAAAACCAUAAAGAUAGUAAUAAUUCUGCAGCAAUCAAUUGAUAUCAUAUUACUAUAUUCCUUAUUAGGGCGGGAAACACAACUCUUUUUAUGUAAAACCUGUUCCUGGUUGACUUAUAGGGAAAAAUGCCAACAGAUUUCACUUCCGUACAUGAGAGUGUAAAUGGAGAACUGUCCUGUAGUGUUCACCUAGUGAGCAUCACCUCCACACCCUCUACAGAGAACCUUUGUUUCCCUCUACUCUUUUUGUUUCAAUCAUUUUUUGUAUUAUUAUUUUCUUACAUCCAUCGUCACACUUCUUCAGUAUGCUGUAUACAGAUCAUGUAAUGUAUUUUAAAAGCCACACUUAUGCUGUUUUAUGUAGAUUUCUUUUCUUUUCUGCUGCUACAAUAAUGACAGAAUAAUGUUAUUGUCCAUAUACUGUAUGUGUCUGAACUAAAGACAGAUGUAUGAAUUCAAGGUACAUAUUUCUUUUCAAAAGUCAAAUUAGUAUCCAAAAUAAAUAAAACUGUUUAGAAGCUCUAUAUGCAAAAUUGCUUUUUUUGGUAAAAGCAGAUUUGACAAACUCAACACAUUUCUCCAUGACCCAUAUGCGUGAUCAGAUAAGGAAGUUUAAAGAGCAUAUUGCAGGUUGGAGACCCCUGUGAAUCAAUGUGUAGGAAAAUAAUGUAGGAACUGAAUUUUCAUGGAAAUACGCAUAAAUAUAUACUACAGUGACCUCCUGAGUUGU